AUGCGUUACUCAACUCUCUCUCUCCUUGGUUUAGCUUCCGUUGUCACCGCAGCAUCCUAUGAUGAGGGUGAGGACGGUUUCUUUACCGACAGCCAGCUCAUUGCAGAAAUUGAUCUGUUCACUGCUAGAGCAGAUGUGCUGUCUGACUUUGAUGUCUAUGGGACCAUUGAAGCUGAUUCCCCUGCUGAGACUUCGUACGUCGUGUAUCUCGUGAAGAAGUAUGGACCUGAACUUUUGUCUAUUUACAGUGAGAAUGGGUACACUGGCUAUGGUGUUUUCGAUUAUUUUUCGGUAGACGAUUCAAUCUUGUCAAUGGCAUCAAUUAUAACAACCCAAGAUGGUGGAGAGAGCACGCCAUCUGCACAGGCCUCAAAUGCUGCUUCUGGAAGUGUUUCUAAGACUGGUUCCAGCAAUGCCUCCACCACUGGUGCAGAUAGUGCUAUUGGUGGUUCUGAAAGUGCUUCCGGGGCUCCCUCUGAAGCUUCUGGUCACCCACCUGUCCAUGGUGUCACUAGUCACGCUUCCAAUGGUUCGGCUGAUGCUACCACCGCUGGUUCUGGUGGUGCAGGUUCUGGCUCCACCUCUAAUGUUGCAUCCAUAGUAUCCAGUGCUUCUUUUGGAGGUGACGCAGGACACAACCGUCCAUUAUUGGCUGUGGGGGCUGUUCUUGGAGCCUUGCCUUUCUUUUUGUUGUGA
Molecule: messenger RNA, 696 nt
Organism: Sungouiella intermedia
Lineage: Eukaryota; Fungi; Ascomycota; Pichiomycetes; Serinales; Metschnikowiaceae
Source: the annotation of a GenBank genome assembly